AUGAAUCGUUUUGACAAUGUGAUCAACUUAUAUCCCCCAAAACGAAGAAGAACCACUCGCGGUGGUGACACGAAAGGACGUGGUCUAACGGUCUUAAGUAGUCAACCUUCAUUUGAUUAUGUAAAUCCAACCUCUUCCUUGGAGCCGCCUUCAACAAUUACUCUUCACGAGUGCCCGAUAAUUGUUGAUCACAAAUUAAAACAUGGUGAGGAAACUCUCCCGUCGUCAGAUGUUGAAACUCCAUGGUUUGAGAUUCCUCCUCAUCCUACUUCAGAAGUCCCAACUCUUGUUGAGUCCCUGGAACCAACGCCAAAAGAUCAACCUUCAUCUAGUUUGUUUGUUGUUGCUACCUUUUAA
Messenger RNA from Lactuca virosa, 357 nucleotides. The record is from the annotation of a GenBank genome assembly. NCBI's taxonomy places the organism in Eukaryota, Viridiplantae, Streptophyta, Magnoliopsida, Asterales, Asteraceae.